This is a messenger RNA of Ochotona curzoniae (black-lipped pika), 2376 nucleotides long. RefSeq names its product TLR4 interactor with leucine rich repeats (gene TRIL). The transcript has a single exon. Gene Ontology annotation, cellular component: extracellular matrix. The record is from RefSeq and is a predicted model, not a curated record. Gene Ontology annotation, molecular function: protein binding. The coding region runs from base 1 to 2376 and encodes 791 amino acids. Lineage: Eukaryota; Metazoa; Chordata; Mammalia; Lagomorpha; Ochotonidae.
AUGGAGGUUGCCCGCGCCGCGCGCUUUCUGCUCGCGGUGUGCGUCUGCCUGGCGCUGCUGCCGCGGGCCGCGCCCGUGUGUCCGGAGCGCUGCGACUGCCAGCACUCCCAGCACCUCCUGUGCACCAACCGGGGACUGCGCGCCGUGCCCAAGACCAGCUCGCUGCCGAGCCCCCAGGACGUGCUCACCUACAGCCUCGGCGGCAACUUCAUAACCAACAUCAGCGCCUUCGACUUCCAUCGCCUGGGGCAGCUCAGGCGCUUGGACCUGCAGUACAACCAGAUCCGCUCCCUGCACCCAAAGACCUUCGAGAAGCUCUCGCGGCUGGAGGAGCUCUACCUGGGCAACAACCUCCUGCAGGCGCUCGCCCCGGGCACGCUGGCGCCGCUGCGCAAGCUCAGGAUCCUCUACGUCAACGGCAACGAGAUCGGCCGCCUGAGCCGCGGCUCCUUCGAGGGCCUCGAGAGUCUGGUCAAGCUGCGGCUGGACGGUAACGCUCUCGGAGCGCUACCCGACGCCGUCUUCGCCCCGCUGGGCAAUCUGCUCUACCUGCACCUGGAAGCCAACCGCAUCCGCGUGCUGGGCAAGAACGCCUUCGCGCAGCUGGGCAAGCUGCGCUUCCUCAACCUCUCCGCCAACGAGCUGCAGCCCUCGCUGCGCCACGCUGCCACCUUCGCGCCACUGCGCUCGCUCACCACCCUCAUCCUCUCAGCCAACGGUCUGCAGCACCUGGGCCCCCGCGUGUUCCAGCACCUGCCCCGCCUCGGGCUGCUCUCGCUCCGGGACAACCAACUCACACACCUGGCGCCAGACGCCUUCUGGGGCUUGGACGCCCUGCGCGAAUUGCGCCUAGAGGGCAACCGCCUGAGCCAGCUGCCUGUGGCGCUGCUGGACCCUCUGCGCAGCCUAGAGGCCCUGGACCUGAGCCACAAUGAGCUGUCCGCGCUGCAUCCCGCCACCUUCGGCCACCUGGGUCGCCUGCGCGAGCUCAGCCUGCGCGACAACGCACUCAGCGCCCUCUCGGGCGACAUCUUCGCCGCCAGCCCGGCCCUCUACCGUCUGGAUCUGGACGGCAACGGCUGGACUUGCGACUGCCGCCUGCGGGGCCUCAAGCGCUGGAUGGGUGACUGGCACUCGCAGGGCCGGCUGCUCACCGUCUUCGUGCAGUGCCGCCACCCGCCAGCCCUGCGGGGCAAGUAUUUGGAUUACUUGGAUGACCAGCAGCUGCAGAACGGGUCUUGCGCGCUGCCCCUGCCCUCGGCGGCUUCCCCGACCGCCUCCCGGCUCCCAGCCACAGCCGCGGGGCAGGAACCGACGCCCUCUGCAGGGAGUCUCACCGAGAUGCUGCCACCGCAGCCCCAGCAGCGAGGGCGGCUUUUAGCCGGCCUGGCCUCGGACGUGGCCGCCAGGGAGCUGGCGAGCAACCGCAGCGCUCUACGCAUGAGCCGCCGGGGCCCGAUCCUCCAGCGGCCGGGCCCCUCUACCGUCUCGGGCUCCGCGCCACGCGUGCUACAGGACCCGCAGGAGAAGCCCGAGCGGGGCGACCCCGCCCGUGCAUUGCCCACCGCGACGACCUUGCCGGCUGGCUACCCCCGGCAGCACACGGCGAAGCAGCAGCGCCUGGCUGCCGGCCAGUCGGAGCUCCCUCCGCUGGUGUCCGACCCGUGCGACUUCAACAAGUUCAUCCUAUGCAACCUGACGGUGGAGGCGGUGGGCGCAGACAGCGCCUCGGUGCGCUGGGCCGUGCGCGACCACCGUAGCCCCCGGCCACUGGGCGGCGCGCGCUUCCGCCUGCUCUUCGACCGCUUCGGCCAGCAGCCCAAAUUCCACCGCUUCGUCUACCUGCCCGAGCGCAGCGACUCGGCCACGCUGCGCGAGCUGCGCGGGGACACGCCGUACCUGGUGUGCGUGGAGGGCGUGCUCGGAGGCCGGGUCUGCCCCGUGGCUCCCAGGGACCACUGCGCGGGGCUGGUUACCUUGCCCGAGAGCGGGAGCCGCAGUGGGGCCAGCGGCAGCGUGGACUACCAACUGCUGACCUUGGGCCUGCUGGCAGUCAAUGCGCUGCUGGUGCUCCUGGCCCUGGCGACCUGGGCAUCGCGCUGGCUGCGGAGGAAGCUGCGGGCCCGGCGGAAAGGCGGGGCGCCGGUGCACGUGCGCCACAUGUACUCCACACGCCGACCACUGCGCUCCAUGGGCACCGGCGUGUCGGCCGACUUCUCGGGCUUCCAGUCGCACCGGCCACGCGCCACCGUGUGCGCGCUCAGCGAGGCCGACCUCAUCGAGUUCCCCUGUGAUCGCUUCAUGGACAGCGUGGGUGCGGGAGCUAGCGGCAGCCUGAGACGGGAAGACCACUUGCUGCAGCGUUUUGCUGACUAG